AUGCCAGCACACUCAAUCAGCGCACCAGAACCACCACGCCCAGCACCGGACGUGCCUCUAUCAGAAAAAAGCAACGUCAGUCGUCCAAUUGCAAGCUUCGAUAAACCCUACAAACCCACAGUACGGCGUUCCGCCUCAGAACGACCAUCAUCACUCCACCCCCGCCCAUUCACCAAUGACUUCCGUACACCUGGAAAAGGACCAGGAGUCGACGCCCGCCUGACACCAGUAAAACGACCCACCCUCGAUCCACGAACGCCGACGUUGGAGGCCUGGCAAAUCCGUUCAUCAUCACCCGUCAAAGCUCUCGGCACCGCGAACGGGAACACCCGAGUCCGCAGCGUAACGAGCCCUACCACCUCCCGCCGUCCCAGCCUCGAAAAAACGAAAAGCUCACGCACGUUCGAAGACCGAGGAAGAAAAGGAGGAGAUAAACCAUUCAGUUUAUGGGAUUAUUUGUUGUUGGAGUUGAGUGCUACGGAUCAUGAUGCGAGUGGGGUCGAUAUUGCGGUGAAGCAGGAGCGGGUUAGUAAUUUCUUGAAGAUCCCUGGUGCGCUCGAGGAGGUCAUGGCAUUCGGCUGGCUCGUCUGCCUCGAUGCAUUCCUCUACACCUUCACCAUCCUUCCCCUCCGCUUCCUCCUCGCCCUCCCCUCCCUCUUCUCCUCCCUCCUCUCCUAUACCCCCAUCCCCCCCAUCCCCUCCUCCCCACCCUCCCACCUCAAAACCUCCCAAAAACACGACCUCCUCCGCUUCCUCCUCGUCCUCCUCUCCACCUCCUUCCUCUCCCUCUUCGACGCCUCGAAAAUGUAUCACACGAUCCGUGGACAAGCGAGUAUCAAGCUCUAUGUUAUUUUUAAUUUGUUGGAGGUUGCGGAUAGGCUUUGUGGUGCGAUUGGGGUUGAUGUGUUUGAUUGUUUGUUUGGGAGGGGGAGGAGAGGGGGUGGUGAGUCGAGGCGGAGGAGGGGUGUGGAGAGGAUGGGGUUUUUUGUAUUGGGGGUUGCGUAUAAUGUUUUGCAUGCCGUCGUGCUGUUUUACCAACUCGUCGCCCUCAAUGUCGCAGUGAACAGCUACUCGAACGCACUACUGGGGCUACUGUUGAGUAACCAAUUCGUGGAGAUCAAAGGAAGCGUGUUCAAAAAAUUCGAGAAGGAGAAUCUGUUUCAGGUCACAUGUGCUGAUAUCGUCGAGAGGUUUCAGUUGACGCUGAUGUUACUUAUCAUCGCACUUCGCAACACUGUCGAGUUAUCGGCCUCGACUACACUGUCGCUUCCGCUGCUGUUCGAUUUGUUGUCGCCGGUUUUGAUCGUGACGGGUAGUGAGAUGGCGGUAGAUUGGCUCAAACAUGCGUUCAUUACCAAAUUCAACGGAUUACGACCACGGGUGUAUAAACGCUACUUGGACGUAUUAUGUCGCGACUACGUCGUCUCGGAAAACGCGUUCGUUGACCAAAGUCCAGCCGUGGCGAGGAGGAUUGGGUUCGCGAGUUUGCCGUUGGCGUGCGUCACGAUUCGGGCUGGUAUGCAAGUUUGGAGUAUGCUACGAAUCGUGCAUACCUCGAACGUGGUACUAAACCAGACCGGGUCGAGGGUCGAUAAAGUAUUGGCGCACCUCACAUCCUCCGACACCCUCGAAGCCUACAUCUUCUCCCUCACCUCAACCCUCCUCUUCUUCGCCCUUCUUUUUGCCUGCCUCGUCGCGGUCAAACUCGUACUCGGACUCUCACUCCUCCACUACGCACAAAGCCGAUACGGAACGAUGUUGGAGCGGGAAGAGGAGGAGAGGGAGUAUGAGCGGAAACGGGGGAAGGUUGUGGAGAGGGGUGAGGUUGAGGUUGGAGAGUGGGCUAGGGAGUAUAUUAGGCGGGGAAGGGAUGAGGUGCUGGAUGGGGAGGAGAAGAAGACGUUGUGGAGGUUGGAGAGGUGGAGUAUGGUUAGUAAGCGGAUAUGGUAG
Saitoella complicata NRRL Y-17804 is the source of this 1950-nucleotide messenger RNA. Its product is annotated as DUF747-domain-containing protein. The record is from RefSeq and is a predicted model, not a curated record. The transcript has 4 exons. Gene Ontology annotation, biological process: maintenance of protein localization in endoplasmic reticulum. Lineage: Eukaryota; Fungi; Ascomycota; Saitoellomycetes; Saitoellales; Saitoellaceae. The coding region runs from base 1 to 1950 and encodes 649 amino acids. Gene Ontology annotation, cellular component: endoplasmic reticulum membrane.